AGCAAAUUACGCGGUUUAGUUUCUUGACUGCUGCAAUUUGUUCGAUUUCCCAGCAGUUGAAAUAUAGAACAAACAACUAACACGCGAGGAACCCAAAAUUCAAAGAUCUUCGGCGAUAGCAUCAAGCUAUUGAGUUUCCCGGGAAGACCGCAUGGAUAUACCGAAUGUUUACCAAAGUGCACGUGAACAAAAACAGGGCCAUUACAGCAGCAAUGUAGCGUUGUCAUCGGCUCCUUCUUUCAGCAGAAGCAAAAGUGAUCUUGAUCUUACUUCCAAACUAUCUCCUACUAGCUCCGAAGAGUAUGUCGAACCUGAAGUUUACAAAUUACCAGAAACUAUAGAUUCUCAGCCUAGCUUUCCGAAACCUACCGUCCCACGUCUACGUUCAAUCGCAUCCGUGGCGCCACCCGUUCCACCUAGAAUGCUGCGUGAUUCGGAUAACGGUAUCGAUUUGACCAUCGCUAGAAGGGCGAACUCGGAGUCUAGUCCAUACGAUAUUUCGAAAGGAAUCGCGGAAUCGGCAAUGGAUAUUUCGCUGCUUACGGCGAACGCCAACCAGUUGAGAUUGCUGAUAACUUAUAAUCAAGAUUCACAAACCUACAUGGCUUGCAUCACGUUUAUAAUUAUGUCACUGGUGCUGCAGAUGUUGGUAGCCGUCACCAUGAUCAUUGUUUCGUUGAUGAAACAGAAUCUUCGAGAAACGACCCGUCAGAAACUGAAAAUCACCACAUCAGUUGGGGUGGCAAUUAUUACAAUGAUCAACAUACUGGUCGCGUCACUGGUAGUGGCUGAGUACACGCCCUCGGACGGAAGGACCAUGUCCACAAUGGGUACUAUGUCCACGGAGGGAACUAUGGCUACGAUGGCAACGAUUGCUGCCGUUAGUAGCAGUACCACUGCUGUUCCAUUGGAUGUUGUUUAG
Wyeomyia smithii (pitcher-plant mosquito) is the source of this 922-nucleotide messenger RNA. RefSeq lists its product as uncharacterized. NCBI's taxonomy places the organism in Eukaryota, Metazoa, Arthropoda, Insecta, Diptera, Culicidae. Bases 152 to 922 code for a protein of 256 amino acids. The record is from RefSeq and is a predicted model, not a curated record. Gene Ontology annotation, biological process: tissue regeneration; cell adhesion. Gene Ontology annotation, cellular component: membrane. The transcript has 3 exons.